Messenger RNA from Musa acuminata AAA Group (dessert banana), 1318 nucleotides. RefSeq lists its product as uncharacterized. Gene Ontology annotation, molecular function: ubiquitin-protein transferase activity; zinc ion binding. The record is from RefSeq and is a predicted model, not a curated record. Bases 308 to 1072 code for a protein of 254 amino acids. Gene Ontology annotation, cellular component: membrane. The transcript is spliced from 8 exons. Gene Ontology annotation, biological process: protein ubiquitination. Lineage: Eukaryota; Viridiplantae; Streptophyta; Magnoliopsida; Zingiberales; Musaceae.
UCCUUCACAGCCCCACACCCCACCGGUCUCUCUUCUCUCCUCCCUCCCGCCUCUCUUCCUUCACUUCAACACAUCCAAAUUCCUACCUUGUAAGUCUCCUCCUCCUCUCCUUCCGCUGCUCGGUUUCCUUCUGACACGGAAAGCAGAUAUCUUUCUUCAGGCCCCAUAAGAAAGCUGCCACCUUUCCAAUUACCCCACCCUCGUCUUCUUCCCUCGUCAUUCUCGGGUUCCUCUCCGCUUUUGGUGGGUUGUGCUUCCUCCCUCAGCUUCUUGAAUUCAUGUUUUAUGAUGAUGAAAGGUUCUUCGAAUGCGUUCUAGUUUGAUAAGGGAGAAGGCUUUCUCAUCCACAAGGAUGGGAGACCACCUUGCGUUGCUGGUGGACCACCUGCUUACCGAAUCAACGCUGGAAGCAGCCAUUGGAAGCAGGAAGCAAGGCCAGAUCGCCACCGACUCGGCAUCCUCGGAGGACCCAGGCAAAGAAUUCACUCGAAAGAGAAGCGUCAGAGACAGGGUCUCUCCGGGAAAAUUGGUGGAGUGCCGAAUCUGUCAAGAGGAAGAUGAAGAUUGCAACCUGGAGAUCCCUUGUUCAUGCUGUGGCAGCUUAAAGUAUGCUCAUAGGAAAUGUGUUCAAAGAUGGUGUAACGAGAAGGGUGACACAGUGUGUGAGAUUUGCCUGAAGGAAUUCAAGCCAGAUUACACUGCCCCUCCUCCUAAGCUGUUUCACUAUGGGAGUAUUCCUAUGAACUUUAGAGGAAACUGGGAGAUCACCAGAGAAGACCUCGAUGACUCUCGGAUCAUAACAUUGUUUCCGUCAGAACGCGAUACGAUGCGUUCCAGCUAUGGUGAUUUAUCAGCAUUGAGCACAAGAAGCACCGUUUGCUGUCAAACGGUUGCCAUAACAUUCAUGUUGCUUUUGCUCCUUCGCCAUAUGCUUCCUCUCGUGAUAAGUGGAACCGAGCAGCACCCGUUCGCUCCCAUCUCAAUACUGCUGUUGAGGACUGCUGGAAUUUCACUGCCAGUCUUUCUGAUGAUCAGAACAAUAAGGACAUUUCGACAUCAGCAGAGAAGAUGAGCAGCUCUCGGUAGCAUCGCAUUGUUAGAAAGGAUAAGAGAAACAAAUCCCACCGUCCUUGUGUCGAUGCAAGAAAAGAGGUCAGACGAGAGAAGGUGAGGAGGAAAACUGGAGAUGCUUCAAGCAUGAUCACAUCAUGACAUUUGGCAUGACUGUGCACUAGUAGUUUUGCUGCCGCUUUGUACAGUCACUAGUUUUUAUUAUUCUGUAUUCUUCGGUUGACGCAAUGAAUUGAUGUUGGAUUAA